AUGGACCCCAACUGUUCCUGCAGUACUGGUGGCGCCUGCAGCUGCCAGAGUUCUUGCAAGUGCAAAGACUGCAAAUGUGGCUCCUGCAAGAAGAGGUGCUGCUCCUGCUGUUCUCCAGACUGUGUCAAGUGUGCCCAGGGCUGCACCUUCAAAGGGGCAUCAAACAAGUGUAGCUACUCUGCAUGA
Molecule: messenger RNA, 186 nt
Organism: Suncus etruscus (white-toothed pygmy shrew)
Lineage: Eukaryota; Metazoa; Chordata; Mammalia; Eulipotyphla; Soricidae
Product: metallothionein-1L-like
Exons: 3
Coding region: 1-186 (61 amino acids)
Molecular function (GO): metal ion binding
Source: RefSeq, a predicted model, not a curated record